This is a messenger RNA of Aptenodytes forsteri (emperor penguin), 1064 nucleotides long. It is a transcript of the gene MC1R, whose product is annotated as melanocortin 1 receptor. NCBI's taxonomy places the organism in Eukaryota, Metazoa, Chordata, Aves, Sphenisciformes, Spheniscidae. Gene Ontology annotation, molecular function: melanocyte-stimulating hormone receptor activity. The transcript has a single exon. The coding region runs from base 196 to 930 and encodes 244 amino acids. The record is from RefSeq and is a predicted model, not a curated record. Gene Ontology annotation, biological process: G protein-coupled receptor signaling pathway. Gene Ontology annotation, cellular component: membrane.
CCCCUGCGCCUGCUGCGCGAGCCCUGGAACGCCAGCGAGAGCAACCAGAGCAACGCCACGGCCGGGGCCGGCGGCGCCUGGUGCCAGGGGCUCGACGUCCCCAAUGAGCUCUUCCUCACGCUGGGGCUGGUGAGCCUGGUGGAGAACCUGCUGGUGGUGGCCGCCAUCCUGAAGAACAGGAACCUGCACUCGCCCAUGUACUACUUCAUCUGCUGCCUGGCCGUCUCCGACAUGCUGGUGAGCGUCAGCAACCUGGCGGAGACGCUCUUCAUGCUGCUGAUGGAGCACGGCGUGCUGGUGAUCCGCGCCAGCGUCAUCCGCCACAUGGACAAGGUCAUCAACAUGCUCAUCUGCAGCUCCGUCGUGUCCUCCCUCUCCUUCCUGGGGGUCAUCGCCGUGGACCGCUACAUCACCAUCUUCUACGCCCUGCGCUACCACAGCAUCAUGACGCUGCAACGGGCCAUGGUGACCAUGGCCAGCGUCUGGCUGGCCAGCACCGUCUCCAGCACCGUCUUCAUCACCUACUACCACAACAACGCCAUCCUCCUCUGCCUCAUCGGCUUCUUCCUCUUCGUGCUGGUCCUCAUGCUGGUGCUCUACAUCCACAUGUUCGCCCUGGCCCGCCACCACCUCCGCAGCAUCUCCAGCCAGCAGAAGCAGCCCACCGUCUACCGCAGCAGCAGCCUGAAGGGAGCCUUCACGCUCACCAUCCUCCUGGGCGUCUUCUUCAUCUGCUGGGGGCCCUUCUUCUUCCACCUCAUCCUCAUCGUCACCUGCCCCACCAACCCCUUCUGCACCUGCUUCUUCAGCUACUUCAACCUCUUCCUCAUCCUCAUCGUCUGCAACUCGGUGGUCGACCCCCUCAUCUACGCCUUCCGGAGCCAGGAGCUCCGGCGGACGCUGUGGGAGGUGGUGCUGUGCUCCUGGUAGGCAGCGGGACGCGGGGAACGGCACGGCCGCCCCCGCUGCGGGAUGGACGGCCGGACGGAUGGACGGCCGGACGGGACACGACACGCCGCGGGGCGUCCCCCUCCGGCGCCCCGAUCCGGGCUGGCGGGCUCGCG